AUGAGGCCGAAUUUAGGGUAUAAACCCCAAUUUUCCCCCAUCCCCAGGGAGAGCCAGGUGGAGCUGCGGGAGCACAUCGACAGCCUGGCCACAGAGCUCUGCCGCAUCAAUGAGGACCAGAAGGUGGCUCUGGACCUCGACCCCUACGUGAAGAAGCUGCUGAACGCCCGGCGCCGCGUGGUGCUGGUCAACAACAUCCUCCAGAACGCCCAGGAGAGGCUGAGGAGGCUGAACCACAGCGUGGCCAAGGAGACGGUGAGGAGGAGAGCAAUGCUGGAGGCUGGGGGCUACCAGGCCAAGUGACCAAAUGACCAUCCAGGUGACCAUCCAGGUGACCAAGCAGGGCAUGAUGAUGGAGCAGGAAUUGUGGAAUUGAGGAGCUGUCCCCCCCAUCACCUGCACAUGAGGGAUUUGGGACGCUCGGAGCCGCGAUCCCGGAUUUGGGGGCGCUGGAAUAAAAGUGACUGAGAGUUUGUGGUGA
Molecule: messenger RNA, 481 nt
Organism: Zonotrichia albicollis (white-throated sparrow)
Lineage: Eukaryota; Metazoa; Chordata; Aves; Passeriformes; Passerellidae
Source: RefSeq, a predicted model, not a curated record